Cylicocyclus nassatus is the source of this 774-nucleotide messenger RNA. NCBI's taxonomy places the organism in Eukaryota, Metazoa, Nematoda, Chromadorea, Rhabditida, Strongylidae. The record is from the annotation of a GenBank genome assembly.
AUGAUUAUCCGGUUGACAGCCAUUUUGGUCCUAGGUACUGUAGCUUUUUCCACGGCAUACCGAUUAAAACGUGAUUUUAUGUAUGUAUCGGAUGUAAAUGGCACAGAUGCUGAUUGCUUCGAGCGAUGUAACUCAAAAUACCAACACGAUUUCGAGUACAGCUUCAACAUGUCCGCAUCAAUUUUCUACGACUUUCCAUUUCAUCCUUUAGUAUUAGACUAUACUACAUUUCUGCUCUAUUGUAAACUUGCCGAGCAGCGUACCAGAUGUUACGUGGAGCAAUGUAAGGACACGUCUGCUGAUACGGUAUUCUCGCCGUCAAAUUUUAUUUGUUCCUUCAAAAGGACACAUUUCACCAAUGUGCGACAAUGUUUGGCCGAUGCUGAGCCCAUAACAUUUUUGAAGUGCGACCAUCAAUGCCACGACGAGGUAGCACGAUCCAGCAACGAGCAAAAAGAAUACGGGAUGAAUCAGGUUUUUUCUUCACCCGAUUUAUCGCGCUAUGAGAAAGAGCUUGGAAUGCUGUGUUCCUUUCAGACCUGCUACCUUCAAUGCAUGAUCCCCAUUGUUGAUGAGGUAUGUGCACCUGACAUGAGCCACAAAACUGUGGAUUUGGUGCGAUCCUUCAUUCAAUGGCACGCAACUGACAUAUCGGAUUGGCACGCAGUAGCAGGGCGUUUUGAGGAGUUACCUGAUAGUUGUCGUCAACUAGCCAACAUUCUUUACACAGGAAGAAAUCUUUGGCGGUUGGAGGGCGAUGCUUUGGUGGAUUAG